Messenger RNA from Chlamydomonas reinhardtii, 2103 nucleotides. RefSeq lists its product as uncharacterized. The transcript has 9 exons. Lineage: Eukaryota; Viridiplantae; Chlorophyta; Chlorophyceae; Chlamydomonadales; Chlamydomonadaceae. The record is from RefSeq and is a predicted model, not a curated record. The coding region runs from base 200 to 1336 and encodes 378 amino acids.
GAUUGCCAAGCGCACCGCUUUCUGCCAAUCGCCGAGUGACUCUUGAACUGACGCGACUGCCAACCGUCACCAGGAACACACGAAGUCGGAGACCUGCUCGCAUUGCCAUGCGGGUUGACUAUACAUAUACAAGGAGUAUACUUUAAUUAAACUGCCCCGAGGCAGCUCGACCAAGAGGCGCGCAAACACUGGUGGAGAAAUGGAUUUAAGCUGGGAGUAUUUCAGCGACGUAAAAUACAUUUACACGUUCGCUAACUACUAUGAGACGUGGACUGGCUGGCUGGCUGCUGUCUUCCUGGAGCUUUACAUAAAACGCGGCACCAUAGCACUGAAUGCACACUUGCUGGCCCGUUCGGCAGCGACCCGUUUGAGGCGCAACCUGCCGUCGUUGGCCGGGGCCACGAAGCUGAGCUUGACAGCCGCGGAGGCGGUGGUGGCUAAGCACGUGCACCUGCCGUGCCUGGUGGAGAGGACGGGGUCAAGCAAGUGCACCGCCUACCACUCACAACUCGUGCACUUCAUGCGACGGGAGGUGGCGCCGCGCCUGUUGCAGUCACCCCCGGACCCCAACAUGCCGCCUCGCGGGCUCGUGAUGCACGACCCGACCGGAGCCGGCGAGGCCUGCCUCCUGCGGGAAAUUGCCAAUUACAGCCAGGCCGUGAACGUGAUCAAGCUCGACGCGGCUGUGCUGGCCGCCGCCUGCGAGACCGGCUACAGCUCCCUGCUGCCGCUCCUGAAGCGGCGGAAGUGGGUCAUGGCGGCAGCCUUCAUGCUGGCGCGCCGGCUGAGCCCCUGUGUCGUCAUCCUGGAUAAGCCGCAUGAGCUGGAGCCGUACCUCCAGGCGGCAUUCAUCCAGAUGUGGCACCGCACCGUCACCGCCGCACCGCCGCCGGGCGCGCGGCGGCCCUUCGUCACCGUGGUGGUGCGCUCGGCCGUGCCGUUCACCUCCCUGGCGCCGCUGUUCUCCCGCAAGCCCAUCCCCGCCCUGGAGCAGCUGGUGCCGCAGGAGCUGAGGCUGACGGUGCUGUUCGACUCCAAGGCGGCCGCGUACGUCGCCCUGCAGCAGCCGCAGCACAUGCAGGCGGCAGCGGCAACGGAGGUGGUGGUGGCGGUGGUGCGGCAGGCCUGGAACGGAUUCACAGCCCGCAUGGCUGACACGGUCCGGACGUGGCUGCGCGAGUGGCAGGCGAGGCAGGGGCGCCGACUGCCAGCGCGGCAGGGGAUCUCGGGGAUGCUGGACAAGAUUCUGGCGACCUUCCAGCAGCGCAGCUUCUUCGCGUUCCGGGUGGCGGUGACCGUGACGGUGGUUGAGGUCAAGUGGGUCGGGUGGCUGUAAGGGGCUGCUGGUCUUCAGUGGCAACGGCGCUUGCUUGGCUACUUGCCUGUUCAACACGCGAGGCCUGUAUGUGUUGCCUGUGGGGCUGGCAUGCGGGUAUGGGGCGGGUGGGAAAGGCGGGUCUCGUCAGGACUCGUGAUGACCGCGUCGUACACACACACUUCGUCCUGGGCAGCCGCAUGAGCCGCAGAGACAGGGCUGGGACGCACCAUGUCCCGGAACGACGCGUGCACAAGGACUUGGCGGGACCGUGUCGUGGGGCGUUGGGGCGUAGCAUGGGGCGUAGCAACCCUUGCUCCCGCACGACGCCCGUGCGCCCCGCAUGUAUUAAGGCAACCAGGACUUUUCUGAUGGUUCUUGGCUGGUGAAUGGGUUCUUGUCUGAUGGGUUCAAUGGUCUGUUAGUACCGUACCUUACAUGGUCCCUGCGCCGGUGGCCGUGCCGGAACCUUGCUGUUCUGAUGCUCUGAUGGCGCUUGGCACUAGGGUAAGCACUGUGUCUGUGGCAGGAUUGCAGGCGGGAGUUCUCCGCUGGCUGGAAAGAUGUAUGUAGCUGAUGUAGCAGCGAUGUGAGUUCUGUUUGCAUUGCAAGAAGAGCCUAGAGGAUAGCCUCACAAGAUGGCCCUGGUCACCAUACCGGUAUGAGCUUAGGCCCAGCAAGUGUGACUGUAGAGCGGAGAGCAGAGUUGCAGGAAGUUGCAGGAAGGAGUUCCAUGAAUGCUGUAAUUUCGCGUCAUAACCGGCGGCACAUUGUAACUGUGCCUGGUU